Molecule: messenger RNA, 12177 nt
Organism: Serinus canaria (Common canary)
Lineage: Eukaryota; Metazoa; Chordata; Aves; Passeriformes; Fringillidae
Gene: LRRC70
Product: leucine rich repeat containing 70
Exons: 2
Coding region: 9657-11555 (632 amino acids)
Cellular component (GO): plasma membrane
Molecular function (GO): protein binding
Source: RefSeq, a predicted model, not a curated record
GUAUCUUAAAUAAGAAUGCUUCGAAGGCCCUUGGAAUUGUUUUUAAAGUAUUUCACAAUUCUGCAGCUAAAUAUUAUAAUACAAAUAGUUUUAUUUGCUUGUUUUUCUCCCCCAAGAGAAAUUUAAAAACAAUAGAACUUUCAUGCUACAUUAUAUUAACUUAUUUGGUUUUAUAAGCAUUACAGUAACCUUUCUUCCAUUUCAUAGGAAUGUAAUUUAUUUAAAGUGAGGAACCAGCAGUGCAGAUUUAAUUGUUGGCUCUCAUUAACUUAGAACUCUCUGCUUCUCUCAUCUGUGAUUAAGUAGUUGUUUUAGUUGACAUGUUACUAUUUUGGUGUCCUUUUCAGGGAACAGUGUUCAGUUUUCUUUCCUGUAAUCGGUGAUCUGAACUUUCAUUCUGGUUUUCUCCUUUAUGACAUUGAAUGUAAGAAAGAGUUGCUAUGGAAGACUGUGUUGUUUCUGUGAAAGUUUUUGCACUAUAGGUUAUAUAGCAAGGAGAUAUUACUAUUAUCCUUUCAGUAGCCAUUGUCAUUGCUGGUUAUACAGAGAAAAUGAAAGUUUCAAAUGAAAAUGUGGAAUACACUGACUUCUAAGUUGUCAAGACUAGAAGUCAUGUAUAACACAUUUAGGUGAGACUUCAGUCCGUAGUUACCUUCAGAUUAUUUUUAUCUGUUUGUCAUUCUGGAAGACAGGACUGCAUGAGUUUACAUUUAGUCUGCUGGGUUUCCUGAAAAGUCUUGUCUGUUCUAUUGUCUGUUGAGAAUUUAGAUGUUGCUCCCAAAUCCUAAAAGCUACGUUAGUAUCUGUAGAGUACGUAGUAUCUGUCAAAGCUGCAGUCUAUGUAGUCACUAUCUAAUAAAAAAAUCAGGGAACACUUAUGUGUAACUUAGAGGCUUCAUUGCUUUUUAUAUGCGCAUAAAUUUUCCUUUUUUUUUGUUUACAUGGAUAGUCAGGAUAACUCUGUAGCUAAAGGUGAACCAAGCAGCUGCUUUGAGAGGUUUUUUCCCCAGUAAAUGUAACAGCAUUAUGUUGUUUAUAAGUAUAUUUGAAAUCUUUUUAAGGAGGUGUUAGCUAAAAUUUAAUGUACUGAACUACAUCUGUCUUCCUGUGAAGUUUCUGUUAAAGAGAGGAAGGAAAAAAAUAAAUUCCUUUAGAUAACCAUGUUAUUUUGAACUAUGUUCAGCUGCUCCAGAUUUCCUGCUGUAAAAGCUUAUUAUUUCUGGCAGUCCUUAACUUAAUAAAACCUUCUGCAAAUGACAGCUUUAUUUUUCAGUUACCCAUAUCAUUUUAGAAAGCUACUUCUCAAACAAAAAGUCUCUCUUUAGUGGAUGUAUUUAUGUCAAGAAGGGUAUGAAAAUUUCACUUAUACAAUUGAUAGACUGCCAGACUUAGCUUUAGACAGUGUGUGUGAAAUGGAUUCUGUCAACUGAUUGUUUCUUUUACAAGAACAAUGUGAGUCACCCUGUUUUUGCUGUAUCUCAGGGAUUGUACUACACAUACUUGCUGCGUCCUGUAUCUGCAGGCUUCUUGUGCAAGUUCAUUUGCACAGUUGAAGCAAAAAAAUGUUUUGAAUGUAAUAGAGUAUUUAAACGAAAUGUUUGGAUUAAUGUCUUUUCAAGAAAAGCUGUAGUAAUUUUUCCUGUUGGAAUGCCUCACGAACCAGUUUCCUGAUUAGAUUUUACUUUGAAUAUCCAAGGUAAGUUCAGGAUUUCUCAACAGCAGAGGCAGAACAGAAUUGUGUCUUCUGUGGAUGGCUGAUGUGCUGUCUUGGGAAGGCCAAGGUGAGAGUGAGAUUCUUCCUACAGCUUGCUGCUCUGUGGUGGUCAGGAUUGGUACCAAAUUGGUACCAAGCUCAGAUUUUCAAGGUUCUCCUGAAAGGAAAACAGGCAUCUGUGCUGUGUCUAACACUUUCUGAGAAUUUUUUGCCAGUUGCUUUCUCUAGUCUAUAGCUGAAGCACUGGUUUAUUUUAGAGAGCAAAGAGAGCUAGUAGACAAAAACACUGGGGGAAAAAUGAAGAUAACGUGUUCUCCUUCUUCCCUCAGAGUUGCUUCAUGGAUAAAAUGUUGGGGAAAGUUUUAAACAGUGACCAUUUUUAUUCUCUGUGUAAACUCUAUAGUAUUGCUUCAUAAAUUUUAAUUGUUUCUCUAUUACAAAUAUGUGGAACUCUGGAAUUCCUGUGUUUUAGGGGAAGGUAAAAGGUAGGUUCUAUCAUUAUUAAUUUAAAAUCAGUUUGACACAAAUAAUUUUCUGUUUCAAGUACAGCACCUUUGACAGUGUUACAAGUGAAGGAUUUUAAAACAGAUAAGCCAGGAUUCACUGCAGAGCAGCUGUUAACAGUGGCUCUUGGGCUGACUAGUUUGACUAAGCAGGUUAUGAAGUGACAAAUUGUUAACCACACUAAUUUUCUCAUCUAGGCAGUACCAUCCAGAGAUAAAUGUAAUGGCAUGCUCUUGGUAUCAGCAGUAGUGCUGCAUUUUAAUCAUGCAUGCAUGUCCUUCGAUCUAGCAUCCUGUUUAUCUUCCCACAGCUGCACAUUGUGUUAGUGGUUAGAAAUUCAUAUUAAAAAAAGAACAAUAACUGCUACUUUCCUGAUUAGUGUGUUGCAGCACCUUUUCACGGAACAGUAAUUUCCUGGUAUUACUUAGGGGUUUGCCCAAAUUAAAUGCUAUAUAAUUGUCUGCUUUUGCUAUCCAAGUGUGGCCAGUUAAUGUUAGCAUGUUUUUUGGUGCUUGACAGAUACAUGCAUUGGCAAUGUUUUUUGUAUUUUGUAUUCUUACUGCCUGUUUGUCACUCAUCCAUCCAUGUGCAUUUCCAUUAAUUUAUUAAAAAUUUUACUAUUUCAUAAAAUAGGUUGAAAACUUCUGUCUUUAAAUUGUUGUAUAUAACAGUGGGGACCAGUAAAAUUCAGGCAGUAAGGAUACACUUGUGGAGUGAGUAUCUCCAUGUUAAGUACAUGAGGAAAGUGUGGAUAAACACACCGUAGCUCUAACAGGAAUUCUUUUUGAAAAACAUACAAGGACUUGAAGUUUUUUGGAGGAAAAUUGUAUUUAAGCUGGAGUGUGAAACAUGAAGUGUGGCAGGAACCUGGAUAAGUAAAUUCACACAUCAUGAUGUUCCUGCUGUUGUAUUUGAUCAUACUUAUGCUUGUCUGCAACCUUAAUGGCUUGUUUGUGAACGUACAGCUGCAAGAGUACUCUUCAGGGCUGAGUUGAGUUUUAUUAGAUGUGCCCUUGGUCCCUAAAGUGAUGCCUAGUGAAUAUGGUCACUAGCAGCGUUCUACCUCUUAUCUGUUGGGGAAAAUGUGUGGUCCUCCAUCACUAUCUAGGGUUCUGCAUUUUGAGCUCUUCAGCAUCCUUUGUAGUUACUGAUGCCAAAGUGGCUAAAAUAGUACUAUGACCCCUUCUCCUACCCAUAUCUCUACCCAUAUCUAUCUAUCUGGAAAUAGUUAGCUUGCUUACUGCAGUAUAAUGUCAGUAUUGCAGUGUCUUGGAAUGUCCUUCUUUGGGGAUAUUGAAAGCUUUAAUGAUUUAUUUAGCAAAGUAGAUAUCUUUUUUUAUUCCUACAGUUGUGUGUAUUUUAGUGGAACACAACACUGAAAGAUGCUAAAGGAUGAUAGGAACAUUUAUUCUCUUAUAAGAAAAUGGAAACAGAUUUUGGAAGGAUUAUAGUGUCAAUGAUCAGCCUUGUUUGGGGUGGUGCCUGACUGUACCCACAGGUAGCAUUUGAUGACACCAUGUUGAAAGCUAAGCACUCCCCUUCUCCAGAUGAGUGUUAUUUCUACUGUCUGUCACUCUUGAAUGGAGAUUGUCAUGUUUACUUUUACUCAGUCAGUGCUUUCCAAAACAGGCCACAAAAUGUGGUUCUUGAGGAUAGGCUCAUUUUUGGUGGAACUACCUGUGUAGAGUGGUACCAUUCUGAAGUAGAGGAGACUUUACUGAGCUUAAAAUAUUAAUUAUUUUAAUUUAUCUUACUUCAUUUUAGUUUCUGGUACAUGAGUAGUUUUCAUUUUAUCCCUUUGAGUUAAGUAUAUUUAUGUAUUGUGGGGAAGGGGUUAAGAGGUUCCCCAGGUUUCUAGUCAUUAUGUAAAUGAAUGUCUGCUUUUUCUCAUUGUGUAUCAAGUCUGAUAUGUCAGCCAGCAUGAGUUCUGCCAGUUAGAUAAUUGGCAUUUUGUGAGUGUAAGCACUUACAGUAUGCAAUUAUAAAUCUUCAUUAAAUUAAUAUAGAGUUUUGCCUCUGUCAUUUGUUAAAAUUACUUAGUUAGAAAUUUUAAUUUUUCUCAAAAAAGUUGUCUAUAUGUAAUGUUAGUUAAAUGGCAAGAAAGUGCCUAAUAAAAUGUCAUGCUCUCCUUAGGAUAGUUGUCCUCAUUUAUAAAGUCAGAAUUUCUUACAUAAUUACUUGUACAUCCUCCUGUCUUUAUAGGGAUGAUACUCUGAAGCUAUUUUAUCUUCCCCUCUGUUUUUUAAAUCCCCCUAGUUAAAGGACUGGCUCUAAUAGACUAUUAGCAUUUAAAGGAGCUCUUUAAAUUAUGAUUUUGCUGUUGUCAUCAGUGUUUGGCCAUGGAUUUAUUUAGCUUGCCUGACAGGUAAUGGUGCAAUUUUUAUGAUAAGAGUGAAAAAUGUGGCUUUGGUCUUAGUCUGACUAUCAGAGUCUGCAUAAUUCAGAAGGUUACACAGAGCACUGCCAACUUCUUUAAUUGCACGUCACAUUAUGGUAUUGGCAAAAGGAUGCAUUCCUUAAACUUUUCUUGUUCAUAGUCUUCAUCAAUUCUUCUCCUACCUUUGAUAGCUAGUGUGGACUGGUCAGGAACAUAUCAUCUUUUCCCCUAACACCCUUAAGCCUUGAUUUCAAGGAAAAAUGUACCAAGUGAGAGCAAGAAAUGAUGUCAGCAAGAAAUAAUUGCACCUAAACUGCUGAAAAAAAAUAAACUACAGUCAUAAGGGUUUGGUUGCUGCUGAUAGCUUGGUUUUGUUUAUGGUCUAUAUAAAAUACUUCAGAAGUCUUUCCUAAACCUACUUUAAUUACAAUUUACCCUAAAAUUUAAGAUUUUAAUUAUAUAAAAGCAAAAGAUAAUGGACUAACUAGCUUCCUUCAAACCCUGCCAAGUAUGGUUUACAUGUUUGCAAAUUAGAUACUAGAUAAGUAGUGACUAAAGUGUAGCGUAUUACUAAAACUGUGUAAAUAUCCCAAGAUUUUAACAAAAGUAAAAAAAUAUAUCCCAAACCCAAAACAUAGAUUUACAGCUGCUUUUGCACCUGUGUUUGUUUGAGCUGUUUUGGUAUGUCUGCUUAUCUCUCUGUGCUAUACUCUGUGAAAUUUGAGACUGACAGAGAGUAGCUGAGAUUUUCCAGUGACUUUCUUUAACAGUACCAGACUAUUAUGAUAAGAUACCAUAAGGGAUAAAGCCUCAUGUCACUAUAAGACUUUUUUGCAAAUAAGUACUCUAUUGAAAAAUGUUUCAUAUUCAAACAAUUUAAUGAGAAAGUGGAGUGUUUAAAACAAAACAUCAGGUUUUGAUAUCAAAAAAAAGCCCAAAUAUAAAGAAAGCUUGUAUUUUAAGAAAUAGCUUUUGUAUUUGGUGUGUGGGUAUUCUCUGGAGUAGUUGUUAGGAACUCUUCAAGUUUUCUCUGUUGAAUAUUUGGAGCUAUCAGUUGUUUAUGCCAAGUGUAUGCCCACCCUGUCUCCUAAACAAGCAGGCAGAAUGUGGUUUUGAAAUUGAGUUUAGUUUUAAUUAAAUUUCUAGAAGUUGAAAUUCGAGAAAUUGAGUUCUUUGGACCUUUUGGGUUGAAUUGUAUUGACUACAUUAAUGCUUUUAUAGUUUGAAUAGAAUUGGUAAAUAUAGCAGUGAAAAGUAAAGGCUAAAGCUGUAGUCUUAUUAUCAGUAUAUCACAUCUGCAUGUUACAUUCAUGGCCCACCUUUUUUAUAUUACUGUUUUGUUUGCAAACUUUUAGUGCUUGCUCUAUAGAAGACUUAGAUUUCUGAAUAAAGAGAAUAAACUAAUUGCUCAAAGUUAGCCAUUAGUUUCAUGAGAGCUUUUUUCUGUCAUAUUAUUUUACUGGAGUCUAAGGUCGGAUUAGGUUAAUGGAAUGGAAAAUUAUUUUCAUAUCCUCCAUGGGAAAAAUAAUUUUGUUGUUUUCACGCUGUGGAAGAGAGAAGUUUUCGGUAAAUGGAGAAUCUAGUCAGGAUUAUUACUGAAGCAGAAACAUUAAAUACUAGAAGAAAUCUGCAAUAUUUGAGACAAUCAGAAAUGUUUCAGUAAACUAGAUAAUAAGAAAAACAGAAAAGUGUUUUGGGAUCCGGUAAGUUAAUAAGGUGUCAAGAGUUGACCUGCUUACUGGAUCUUAAUUAAAUGUUGAUGCGUGUGCUACCUAAGCAGUAGUUUAGUUUCUGAAUUGCUUUGAUUUGGGGUCAUAUCUACAGAUGAUGUGGGCAGAUGGAAGUAGGGAUUUGAAAAAAUAAAGUUGUACAGUAGCCUACAUGUGGAGAAUAAAAGUAGAAGGAAGGAAGCCCUGCAAGAGCAGAUGGUUGGUAAAUACAUAAUUGGAGGGCAAUAAAUAGUUUCUCUUAUAAGCUUAAAAGAUAAUUACAGUGCUAAAAAUUGUUUGUCCUCGUUUGUGGGCUUUAACCGAAUUUUGUAGUAAUUAUGAGAAUGAAAUCCUUUCUCAAAAAUUGACUGUAGACUUGUUUUUAAACUUAUUGCAUGUUUUCUGCUGUAUGUAAGUGGGAUUUGGACUAGUUUGUGCCACCUAAUAUUCAUUAUAUUAGCUUUAAUGUAACAUGGGUGGAGUGCUUGUAUGUUCUUUCAAUUACUGUGACCUGUCAUUUUAUGCACAAUUUGACAAAUUGCUGUUACUCAGGCUUCAUGCUUAUAUUUAUAAGGAGUCAUAGUUGAACUAGAUUUUAAUUUAAAAAGCCAAUAGCAUUAGUAACUUCAUCAAUAUUAGUAUUUUAAGAUAGAAUUCACUUGUGGGUUCAAAAAUAAUUUUCUCUCUUACCAUGUGAAACUGUAUUCAGGUACAAACCUAGUAGUUUUCUCUCUGCAGAAGAAAAUUUGCAGUGAAUUAAAUAUGAGAGUAGCCUAAGCUUGUUAGUGUUUCCUGGGGUUUUAUGUAGAAUUUUCAAAAAGUAAUGGAUUUUAUUGUUUAAGUAUAAGCCACUUUGACAAAUGCUGAUCCAAGUUACACAUGUAUCCCACCCAGCCUUUUUUGUGUUUUCCGUCAGAAUGGUAUCAGUUAUGUGGCACAUAAAUCUUGUUCUUAACAGAUACUGGUUUCAGAUACUUUAACAAUAUGUGGUAUUAAUGAAAUAAAAACUCUAAAAUACAUUGCAAUCAGAUCUGCAGGCCUUCAGGUGCAGUAUUGACAAAGUGUAAAGCAGGACUUCUCUAGGUUUCCUAGUGCAGAAUGGAAGGACACAUGAUCUGGAUCAAGAUUUUUUUUUUCCCUGUUUUGGGCAUGGGAUUCAAUCAUCAGAAGAGUCCUAAGUGUUGUCAGAACCACAGUGGAGCAAGGGUUAAAGCUAAGCAAAACUUUUGAGAAUAUUCAUAAGGUACUUUCAGUGCAAGACCACUGAGACAUUUAGCCAAUUAGUUACUGGUCAUCAGCUUUCUCUUAUCUGGUCACUGCUCUACUGGUUCCUCUAAAUUUUCGUGCUGAUAUACCAUAGAGCUUCAUUAAUUGCUUUAGUUUUUCAAAACGUGUUUCUUCUGACAUUUUGCAAAAAGAGAGCUGUAUAAACAUUUGCCUUUUAAGACUUUUUUUUUUUAAUUUUUUCUUACUUCUUGUAGCUAUAACGGGUUGUUCCAUACAGCACACCUUGGAAGAAUAAUUUUUUGGGUUUGUUUUUUUUUUUUUUUUUUUACAAAUAUAGGUUUCAAUAUGAAGGGACUAUAGGCAGUAAAGCCUAGGUAGAAGAUAAUUUCCUGUUUCAAGUCAGUUUCCAGCCUGUCUCUGAUUUUCCCCUUAUCUGAUUCUAUUGAUAAUCUUUUUCCGUUUCUCUUACUGUUCUGUCCCCCACAUCCAGGAUGCUUCACCUAGUUCCUGUGGACUGUAUCGUGUUUUUCCUUUAAGUAAAUGGCAUGACAUUUUAUUUUACUUUUCUCAAUGUCAACAGUUAUGUUAAAAACUGUGAAAAAAUAUAAGUGCGAAAAUAAAUAUUCAAAUCUGAAGAAGAAUUAGUUUUCCUAUUGAGCUGUUGGUCUCAGAAAAAAAGAAACAAAUGCAGUUCUAAUUCUGGGUUGUAACUGAUUUACAGGCUUUGUCUAAAAUGGCCCAUGGACCAAUUUUACUUACUUAUUUCUUAUUUUAGACAAGUUAUUUGGAAGAAAGCUUCUUCAAAAGCUUGUCUAUUCUGUUUCCCUUUCUCAUGUGGGUCCUGCAUUUCAGAUUGGAUUAUAUAGCCAAAGACCCCUGGGUUACAUUUCACCCCUUAUGUGAACCCACGCUUAGUGUGUGAGAUCAUGAUAGCUGAAGGAAAUUGAUUCUCCUGCUGUUGCACCUCUUUUUUGGCUAUGGCUACUGAGGGCCUUUGUCAUCUUUCUUUUGCUGAGCAGGUCUUGUUGCAGUAAAAUCAUGGGGUUUUAGUUACGUUGCUAUUUGUGGGCUUAAUCUCCCCUUUCCCCCUUUGAUGUGACUGAGCUUUGCAAGUAUUUCUUGCCUGUGAUGGAUAAACUGAGGGUGUAAUCUCCGGUCCUGAAGCAGGGGGAUAUUUAUAGCUCAUGUAGUCUUUUUCUGCACAGGGGACACUGCAGGAAACGAAAGCUGUGCAUGAAAGGUGUGGCUCUCAGAGCCGGAAACCAUCUCAUAGUCCUCUGUGGAAAAAUUUGGUUUUAAAAGGGUGGCCUAAAGUGAGACUUAACAAAGUGCUUGGGUCAGGUCAGAAAUACGAGUACAUAGCAGCUUAGUGCCACAUCAUGUGGGUCUCAUGUCCUGAGAUUUCAUAGGUUUCUCUGGGAUUACUGGCAGGCUGUGCCUUGUCAGAGGGCUGGAGACACUGGGCUCUGCCCUCCAGAGUGUGUUUCUUUUCCCUCCCACUGGAAUGUGUGAACGUGGCAGCAGUUUGGAUCUGUAGACAGUGAACAGUGUAAGUCUUGCUCCCAAUUUAAUAAAGCAUUUCAGGUUCUGACUGAAAGAUAAGGGAGUUACAGGUAAUGCAAUAGUGCUGUUACAAAUAGUUGUGCUUUAUUCUGCAAGCUAGACCUUAGAUAAUACUCUUUUAAGCUCUCCUAGUUAAAUCAGUGGAUUAAAAAAAAAAAAAGGCAAAACAGAAAAAGAACAAAAAACCUCAAACAACAAAACCGAGCAGUUACAGACUAAGAUAGUUCUUGGUUUUCUAGAAACAAAUCAUUGAGAUUUCCUUUCUAACAAUACUUCUGAAGCACAGAUAAAAUGGCUUCCUGUCCCAGGGUUUCCUGUAUCCAUGGCAACCUGACUUCAGGCACUUCUUUCCUAGUUUCCUGAGCAAACUGUUGCAAACCCUGGGGCAAAAACCAGAGUGCUGUAGUAAACAGCAAUACUGCCUUUGCAAAGGUUUCACAGAUGAAUGUAGUUGGUCAGCUUAUAACAUAGCCUAGUGGACUGCAAACAGCAAAAUAACAGAAAUAAUGAACUUCAGAUUUGGGUGAAGUCAGAGAGGAGUAAGAAGGCCAAAGACAGGGAUAUGUGUGUUCUGCAAAGUUCUUCACCCUGCCCAGGAGCAUUCCUGUAUAUAUUUAAUUGUUUUCUUUUGUUGCUGCUCCAGAAGGAGGCUUUUGGCUGUCCAUCUGCUUGUCAGCUCUGCACAGGGAGACAAGUUAGCUGUCGUAAUGCAGGGCUUUCGAGCAUCCCUUGGAACCUUCCUAAAACAACAAUUCUUGUUUACCUCAGUGGGAAUAAUAUAUCAUAUGUCUCUCCAAAUGAUCUAAGAGGCUUUCUGAAGCUUGCUGCACUCUACAUGGAUAAUUCCAGUAUUUUGUAUGUGCACCCAAAAGCUUUUGUGGAACUCCCCAGACUGUGCUACUUGCAUCUAAAUAGCAAUCAUAUUAAACGCCUGGAUCCAGGAAUCUUUGAAGGCCUUUCCAAUCUUCAUUGUUUAUACCUUCAGAAUAAUCAAAUAGCUUUUCUUCCCAGAGGAUUAUUUAGUGAUCUUCUUUCUGUUAGAUAUUUAACACUUCAAAGAAAUCGUCUCAGUGUCCUUGGAAGUGGGACUUUCUGGGGAAUGAUAAGUCUCCAAACACUAAACUUAGCAAAUAAUAAGAUUUCGCGGAUAUCAGAUGCAGCAUUUCAUCAUCUUGAAAAUCUUGCCUAUUUGUUUCUUGAAGGUAACAACUUACUACUAGUGCCAUCAAAUGCUAUUGGAAGGCUCAAAAAUCUUGAAAGACUGUCUUUGUCUCACAAUCCCAUUGGAUCAAUUCAGCCUUUUGCAUUUAAGGGACUUAAUAAGCUUAAAUAUCUGUCUUUGAAAAAUGUCAAGCUAAAAUGUGUUGCUGUAAAUGGAUUUUUUGGAUUAAGCAACCUUAGCCAGCUAAUCUUAAGCUAUAAUGAUUUAGAAAAUAUAAAUUCCAGCACUUUUACCUUAUUGAACAACUUAAUGUACCUACAGCUAGACAGAAAUAAAAUAGCCAGUAUUGGCAAUGGUACCUUUGAAAAAAUGGGGAGGUCACUCAAAGUACUCAAUUUAGCAUUUAAUAAUAUCACAGAGUUACAACCUGAAGUGCUCAAGCCCUUGGUAUCUUUAACUCAUCUGCAGGUACAUUCUAAUCCUUGGAACUGCAGCUGCAAAAUGCUUGCAUUACUUAAUUGGCUAGCAUCAUCUUCUGUUUCUGCAAAAAUCCACUGUCAGCAUCCUCAGAGUAUGCGUGGUAGACCUUUGCAUUAUAUGAAAUGGGCUUGGUUUUCAAACUGCAUUGGACCUGCUGCCAGCCUAGGCUCUGCCCCAAGUCUGGGAUCUGUUGGGGUGCAUCACAGCGCUACCACUCUGCUGAUGGCUUGGCGUAAAGGGAACAGGCACAACACAUUGGAACAGUUUGUCACUGCAGAAACUAAGUAUAUUGGUUUCUGGGAGGGAACUGCAGCUACAUCUUCUACUCCCUUGCUUUAUCAGGAAUAUCCUGCUGAAGUGCCAUCACAGGCAGCUACAGUGUUAUCUACAUUACCAGUGCAAAUUUCAGCAAAAAUUAUACCUACUAAUAGAAAUGUAGAAGAUGAAUGGUUGUUUACAACAGAUCCUGCUCCUGUCUCGUUAAAAACAAGCGUGAUUUGUACACCACAGGUUGAAAAGCUGAAUCAAGCUUUUGAUAUUUUACUAGCCUUUUUCAUUCUGGCUUGUGCUGUUAUCCUGUUCUUAACCUGCAAAAUUAUUCAGUUUAGGCAAAAACUAAAGGUGCUGGAAAACUCAGGGGAAAAGAGUAUAGAAUAUUAUGGCUUUUAUCAGCCUGGCAGAUACAACAUAACUGACUCAGUGCAGUCUCUAACUCGGAAAUCAGUGGAACAUUCAGAACUGGACCAAAUAAGGCUGCUCAAGCGAACAGUAUCAGAAAGUCAGGCACAGGUCAUCUUGUUCGAACAUUCAUCAUUGUAAUUUAUCUCAUUUUAUUUGGUGUUAACUGUGAUAUGAAAGGUCAAGAAAUCAAGAACUCAAUUCUGUAAAAAUACUUCCACCAAUUAAAAUCAACCGCUUAAUAGAACUGUGCCAAAUGGCAUAAUUUGGGUUCUGCAUCAACAUUUGCUUACUGAAUGUUUUGAAGUUUAAUUAUUUCAUUAUAUGUCAUUUCAGUCUAAAAUGGAUAAGUUUAUUAACCUCAGUCCCUGUUUUUAGUAUUCAUUCACCUAUGCUCAAGUACACAUGCAGUAUAAAGUACACUUUAAUUUAUUUUGCCGUACUUAAUGAUGUAAGUUCCUAUGGAAAUUCCAUAGCUAUUGUGCAGCUAGCAAAACAUCAGUUCUUAGUGGGAUCACGAGGCCAAGAAAUCUUGGGGAAUCAGAAAAGAGUGUUUCAUGUACUUAUUGUAAUAGAGUUUCUACUCUUCCUCUGUUAGAUCAAGGACUGGAAAAAAGCACAUUUACAGUUAGGAUGUUCAUACUCUCGAGUAAGAGAAAAAUUUCAAACUAUACAAAUUCUAUUCAUACCUAUAGCAUAUUGUAAUAUACAAAGUUGUGUGUUCAGUCUGUAUAAUGAAUAUAUUAAAGUGACUUUUUUGUUA